Messenger RNA from Lottia gigantea (owl limpet), 513 nucleotides. RefSeq lists its product as hypothetical. The coding region runs from base 1 to 450 and encodes 149 amino acids. Lineage: Eukaryota; Metazoa; Mollusca; Gastropoda; Lottiidae. The transcript is spliced from 4 exons. The record is from RefSeq and is a predicted model, not a curated record.
AUGCACGUUCAGAGGAAGGACCUAAUAACUUACAUCGACUUUAGCCAAAGUUCAACUUUAGGCAAGAGUUUAAAAGAGUAUAAAUAUGGUGUGUUAAUGAAGGUAGAGUAUCACAAUUCUUACAACCUUCUUACUACCAACACCACAGCUUCAUCAGCUAUACCUGAAACCAAAAUGAACAAGAUCUUUGCCGUCGUUCUCUGUUUGGCCUUUGCCUCCAUGGCCUUGGCUGGUAACCCCCUGAUGAUGGGUGGUUUAGGAAUGAUGGACCCCUAUAUGAUGGGUAUGAUGAACCCCUAUAUGAUGGGUAUGAUGAACCCCUACAUGAUGGGUAUGGGAGGUUUAGGUAUGAUGGGAAUGAUGAACCCCUACAUGAUGGGAUAUGGUGGACUCGGUAUGCUCGGUGGUUACGGUAUGAUGGGCGGUCUUGGUAUGAUGGGUAAAAAAUAAGAUUCCAAUCAGCAGUAUUUAUAUAUUUGAAAUAUGGAAAUAAAUAUUUAUUUUUUACAAAAU